Molecule: messenger RNA, 4790 nt
Organism: Malania oleifera
Lineage: Eukaryota; Viridiplantae; Streptophyta; Magnoliopsida; Santalales; Ximeniaceae
Product: histidine kinase 4
Exons: 12
Coding region: 1804-4650 (948 amino acids)
Biological process (GO): phosphorylation; phosphorelay signal transduction system
Molecular function (GO): phosphorelay sensor kinase activity
Source: RefSeq, a predicted model, not a curated record
AUUUUAAGCAAAAAGGUGCGUACAUAGAACGGGAGAGGGAUGGGGCUUCCGGUAAAUUACUAAUAUCGAGUAGGAAAAUAAGAUCUGAGAACGGGAGAGAAUGGGGCUUCCGGUAAAUUACUAAUAUCGAGUAGGAAAAUAAGAUCUGGGCCCUCGUUGCCCGGUCGUUAUCCCAUAGAUAUGCGAUACGAUGAUGGCGAUUUUCAGAUGACCUUAAAACAAAUGGGGUCCUCUCUCUCUCUCUCUCUCUCUCUCUCCCUUUAAUUAUUUAUUUUUUUCACAUAGGAAGGAACUGAUACCGAUCAGAUCAUUGUGCUCUGCUUCAACCGUAAUCAUCAAACGCCAUGAUUUAACACUGAAAACGUCAGCCAUCGAAACCAACUUGAUUCACAGAACGCAGACUUUUCCAGCAAUCAGCUCAGAAUUUGAGCAUUUUCCUUCAGCCCUCUUUGACGCUCUCGCUGAGGUCGUCUCUGGUUCUCAUCCCAUCACGCACGCUAUUGUAACACUACAAGACUUCUCUGUUCAGAUUCCAGUGAUGGUUUUGAGAAGAAAUUGAAAUUUUGUCUAUAUAUACGUUGUCUUUGAAAAUCUAUGAAUAUAUAGCAGAUAACAGAUAACAGAGAGAGAGAGAGAGAGAGAGAGAGAGAGGAGAAAAAAGUUGGUGGGAGGAAAGCAGAGCAUGGGAGGAAUUGUUUUGUAAAAGGAACCCAUAAAGGAGAAAGUUUAGAGAGAGAGAGAGAGAGAGAGAGAGUGAGUGAGUGAGAGAAGAGUAGGAAAAAGGGUACAGGGGAGGGGGAAGGGAGACAUAGUAAAAUAUUAUAGGGGGACAACAGCGUAUCUGCGGAAAUCCUCAAAUUCGAUUCACUUGCUUUUAAAAAAAAGGAUAAAGUUGAUAUAUCUUAUUAAACAAAUACAUGGCCUUAAGAUGGAGACGAACAAUGCACUUGCAAUUCAAUGCACCCCAUCAACGGCGUGGCUUCAUUCAACAAAAUUUACAUGUAUACCAAAACUCCCCUCUCUCUCUCUAGAGCUCUUUUUUUCUCUCUGCGUGUCUGAAACUAGAGUUUUUCUUUAUUGUUUGUUUGUGCUCUGAGCUGGUGUGGGAGGCUAAAAAAAUGGUAUUGCUAGGGGAAGGGAGGGGGGCGCGGUCAAUCUAUAGUACCUAGUAUAUAUUAUAAAAUCAGAAGAACAGUGGACGCGCUCUGCUUUGUCCGGACGUCUCACCUUCACGCUUCAGAGAGGACAUGAUUAGAGUUCUUGGAUUUUUUUUAUUCACUGAAAGCCUGUAAACCCCAUUGAACAAACAACCCACAAAAAUGAUUUUAUAGAGAGCGAGAGAGAGAGAGAGAGUUUCUUUGGAAUUUGAGCUUUAGUCCAUCUUUUGAGGGCUGAACCAGCCAUGCUUGCUUUGUGAGAAUUAAGCACUCUUACUUUUGUUAAAUAAAAAAGCAAAAAAAUUUCUGGGUUUCUCCUCUCCUCUCAUGAGAGAGAGAGUAUAUUUGUGUGAGAGACAGAGCGAGAGAGUUGAUUUCUCUUCGGAAUCUCUGUGCUUCUCCCUUCUGGUCUACUGAUAUUUGAGUCACACCAAACAAUGCUGUAAUCAUAGUUCACUCUAAGCGCAGCGGUGCCCUCUUCUUUCUAUUGCAGGAAAGUGUUUCUGAGAAAUAACCAGUCCUCGGAAGAAAGUUUUCUUACCUAUAUAUAUAGUAUGUACUUUCCCUGGGGCUCAACUGGCUUAGAGAUGAAGUGGGGAAAAGGGGGAGAAUAAAAAAGAGCUAGAAGCGCAGGUGAGUUGGGCUGAUGGGUCUGAAGAUGCAAAGCCACCAUUCGGUGGCUGUGAGGUUGAACGAGCAAAUGGGGACCAAAAGGAAAUAUACAUGGAUUCAGGCCAACAGGGCUUUUCUCCCAAAAGCCCUGAUGCUUUGGGUCAUGAUUAUGGCCUUCGUCAGUACAAUGGUCUAUGAUUUCAUGGAUGCCGGUAACAAGGAGAGAAGAAGGGAAGGACUGGCCAGUAUGUGCAAUCAGCGAGCCAGGAUGUUGCAAGAUCAAUUCAACGUUAGCGUUAACCAUGUUCAUGCCCUUGCCAUCCUUGUCUCCACCUUCCAUUACUUCAAGAACCCAUCUGCAAUCGACCAGGGAACUUUUGCCGAGUACACGGCCAGAACAGCUUUUGAGCGGCCCUUAAUGAGCGGGGUAGCCUAUGCAGAGAGAGUUGUCGAUUCAGAGAGGGAAAAUUUUGAGAAACAGCAUGGGUGGACAAUAAGGACAAUGGAGAGGGAACCUUCACCUGUUAGAGAUGAGUAUGCGCCUGUGAUAUUCUCUCAGGAAACUGUUUCCUACAUUGAAUCACUUGAUAUGAUGUCUGGGGAGGAGGACAGAGAGAACAUUUUGAGGGCUAGAGCUAGUGGAAAAGCCGUUCUAACCCGCCCUUUCAGGUUGCUGGGAUCUCAUCAUCUUGGCGUUGUGUUGACAUUCCCUGUUUACAAAUCAAUGCUUCCGCCGAACCCUACGAUGGAAGAUCGCAUUGAAGCAACGGCUGGAUAUAUUGGUGGAGCAUUUGAUGUUGAGUCCCUUGUGGAGAAUUUACUAGGACAACUUGCUGGGAAUCAGGCAAUUGUUGUGAAUGUAUAUGAUGUCACUAACUCUUCUGAUCCCUUAAUUAUGUAUGGACACCAAAAUCAAGAUGAUGAUAUGUCCCUUUCACAUAUGAGCAUGCUUGAUUUUGGCGAUCCAUUCAGGAAGCACCAGAUGACAUGUAGAUACCAUCAGAAAGCGCCCACAUCAUGGACAGCGCUGAGUACUGCAUUCCUAUUCUUUGUGAUCGGUUUGUUAGUUGGUUAUAUCUUGUAUGGUGCAGCUGUUCACAUUGUUAAAGUUGAGGAUGAUUUCCAUGAAAUGCAAGAACUGAAAGUCAGAGCAGAGGCAGCUGAUGUUGCCAAAUCCCAGUUUCUAGCUACUGUUUCUCAUGAAAUUCGAACACCUAUGAAUGGCAUACUUGGAAUGCUUGCUCUACUUCUUGAUACAGAGUUAAGUUCAACCCAGAGGGAUUAUGGUCAAACAGCUCAAGCUUGUGGAAAAGCUCUAAUAACAUUAAUCAAUGAAGUACUUGACCGGGCAAAAAUUGAAGCUGGCAAGUUAGAGCUUGAAGCAGUUCCGUUUGAUCUUAGAUCUAUGUUGGAUGAUGUUCUCUCUUUAUUUUCUGAGAAGUCCAGAAACAAGGGUAUCGAGCUGGCUGUGUUCGUUUCUGAUAAAGUUCCUGAAACUGUUGUCGGGGAUCCAGGGAGAUUCCGGCAGAUUAUCACAAAUCUAGUGGGCAACUCUGUUAAAUUUACCAAGCGAGGACAUAUUUUUGUUCAAGUACAUUUAGCUGAACACACAAAAGCUAUAAUGGACAAGAAAGCUGAAAAUUGCUUCAAUGGAGGAUUGAAUGAAGGUGCAAUUUUAACUGGUGGCUGUCAGUUUAAAACAUUAAGUGGUUGUGAAGCUGCUGAUGACCCGAACAGUUGGGACAUCUUUGGGCAAUUGAUUGUUCGUGAAGAAUUUCAAUCUGAUGCUUCAAAUAGCAUGAUCGCCACUACCAAAGCUUCUGAAAGUGUCACCUUGAUGGUAUCUGUGGAGGAUACUGGAAUUGGGAUACCUGUACAUGCCCAAGAUCGUGUUUUCACACCCUUUAUGCAGGCAGACAGUUCAACUUCCAGAAAUUAUGGUGGAACUGGUAUUGGCUUGAGCAUCAGUAAGUGCCUUGUUGAGUUGAUGGGUGGUAAAAUUGAUUUCAAAAGUCAGACCCAGAUAGGAAGCACAUUUUUUUUCACGGUUGACUUUGGAAGAUGUGAGAAAAAUUCAUCUAAAAGUGUGAAAAAAUCUCUACCUGAUGAUCUGCCAACUGUUUUUAAAGGAUUAAAAGCAAUUGUAGUUGAUGGAAAGCCAAUUAGAGCUGCUGUGACAAAAUAUCAUCUGAAAAGACUUGGCAUCAGAGUAGAAGUUGCAAGUAGCAUCAGGAUGGCAGUUGCAAUAUCGGGAAAAAAUAGUUCUCUGAAAUCUGGAUAUGAAAGGCAUCCGGAUAUGAUACUAGUUGAGAAGGAUUCAUGGAUUUCUGGCGAAGAUGGCAGCUUUAGUAUUUGGCCAUUGGACUGGAAACAGAAUGGGCACACAUUUAAAUUGCCUAAGUUGAUCCUCCUUGCAACCAAUAUUAAUACUGCCGAAUUUGACAAGGCAAAAGCAGUAGGAUUUUCUGAUACGGUGAUUGUGAAACCUUUGAGAGCAAGUAUGGUGGCGGCUUGCCUUCAGCAAAUACUGGGGAUGGGUAACAAGAGGCAGCAAGGGAGAGAAAUGGUUAAUGGUUCUUUCCUUCAAAGCCUUCUUUCUGGCAAGAAAAUAUUAGUGGUUGAUGACAACAGGGUGAACCGCAGAGUUGCUGCUGGUGCACUCAAGAAAUAUGGGGCUGAUGUAGAGUGUGUUGAUAGUGGCAAAGCUGCAUUGGCCAUGCUUCAGUUACCACACAGUUUUGAUGCUUGCUUCAUGGACAUUCAGAUGCCUGAAAUGGAUGGACCCCCAAAAUGGAACUCAAGGAAGGGUCGUGCGGCACUCGUUGAGAACUCUCCCCCGAUGAGUCAGCUAAAUCUCACAGGUUUAAGCCUGCAAGCAUGAGCACGAGGUUUGAGGCAACCAGGCAGAUCCGAAUGAUGGAGAAUGAAGCGAAUGAGCAAAUGAAUAGAGGGUUGAAGGUUGAGGGAACUACCGGCAGAAAUGGUGAGUGGCAUGUACCAAUACUAGCCAUGACAGCUGAU